Molecule: messenger RNA, 1971 nt
Organism: Mastomys coucha (southern multimammate mouse)
Lineage: Eukaryota; Metazoa; Chordata; Mammalia; Rodentia; Muridae
Gene: Clnk
Product: cytokine dependent hematopoietic cell linker
Exons: 20
Coding region: 155-1495 (446 amino acids)
Biological process (GO): cell surface receptor protein tyrosine kinase signaling pathway; intracellular signal transduction
Source: RefSeq, a predicted model, not a curated record
GUCAACCCUAUCUUACAUAUGACCCUGAGUUCUCCAGGAUGCAACCAUGGACUCCCUUUCCAGGAUCUCACCAUCUCAACGCUGAGCCCUUGACUGAACGAAGGCUGAGCAGGCUGAGUUGAAGAUCCCUCUCAUUUGCCAGGUGCCAAGGACAAUGACCAGCCAGGGCAAUAAAAGGACAACGAAAGAAGGAUUCGGUGAUCUGAGAUUCCAGAACGUCUCUCUGCUGAAAAAUAGGUCAUGGCCACGCCUCAGCAGUGCCAAAGGGCGGUGUUGGGAAGUUCUGGAACCAUUUCCGGAUCACAGAAGGAACUUGGCUGUGGUCCCAGAUGGAGAAAAAUGCAGCAGUAACAAUGACUACGAAGACCCUGAGCUCCAGCUGCUGAAGGCAUGGCCAUCGAUGAAAAUUUUACCAGCCAGACCUAUCCAGGAAUCAGAAUAUGCAGAUACACGCUAUCUCAAGGAUACGAUGGAGGCUCCCCUUCUGUUAUCUCCCAAAGCUUCUGUCUCCACUGAGAGACAAGCCAGGGAUGUGUGGAUGAAGCAGCAGAAUGAAGUGGGCAAGCCUACCUCCAAGGAUGUCAGAAGCCAACACUUCAAAGGAUUCAAAUACACAAGAGUGAACAAGACUCCUUUGCCACCUCCUCGGCCUGCCAUCACUCUCCCCAAGAAGUACCAACCCUUACCUCCAGCACCACCAGAGGAGAGCAGUGCGUACUUCCCUCCAAAACCUACCUUUCAAGAAGUCCAGAGGGGGCCCAGGCAGAGGAGCACAAAAGACUUCAGUAAGGUCCUUGGAGUAAAAGAAGAAUCUCAUCACCAGACAAAACCAGAAUCUUCUUGCCCAUCACCAAAUCAAAACACUCAGAAGAGUCCACCUGCCAUUGCCAGCUCUUCCUACGUGUCAGGAAGGCGCGGUAUACAAGCCAGAGACCAUACAGGUAUCCCGCAACACUGUCCUCCUCAGAGAUGCCAAGCUGCAGCCAGCUACAGCCUUCGUAUGAUGCCUUAUGAAAACACAAACUCAGAGAAACCUGUUCCCACAAAGCCUGAUGAGAAGGAUAUCUGGCAGAAUGAAUGGUACAUUGGAGAAUACAAUCGCCAGACAGUGGAAGAGGUGUUAAUGAAAGAGAACAAGGAUGGUACUUUUUUGGUCCGAGAUUGCUCCACAAAAUCCAAGGCAGAACCAUAUGUUUUGGUGGUGUUUUAUGGGAACAAGGUCUACAAUGUGAAAAUCCGUUUCCUUGAGAGCAAUCAGCAGUUUGCCCUGGGCACAGGACUCAGAGGGAAUGAGACGUUUGACUCUGUGGAAGACAUCAUUGAACACUACACGUAUUUUCCCAUUCUGCUAAUAGAUGGGAAAGACAAGGCUGCCCGCAGGGAACAGUGUUACCUCACCCAGCCACUGCCUCUCGCCAGGCUCCUUCUGACUCAGUACUCCAGCCAGGCACUUCCCAAGGAAGAGGAGCAGUGUGAGGAACAAGAGCCCCUGUGAAUACCAGCUUGAAGGCAGACAGCACAAAUACGUGGACUACGAUGUGAAGUGGCCACAGAUCCAGACUUCGACCUACUCUGUGAACCAUCACAUCAAUGGAACUAGCAGAUCCAUAGCAAGGAACUCAGAGAAUCCUGGCUCAUCCCAAGCAUGAAGCAACCGAGUAACAGCGGGGACAUUUUUAAUAGUUUAAUGAUGCAUUUCUACUCAAGGGAAGAGAAGAGCUAUCCUCAAACCAGUAUUGACAUGUACAGUGGCACAUCAUGGUGACUCGUUUCUUCUCAGGCAAAGAGGAUCUGCAUGUAUUCUUGUUUCCUAACACAGAUGAAGCAGUGGACACUCAGAGAAGUUACUGAUGUCUUUAAGUAUAAGAAGCAAGUCCAGACUGCAACCCAUUUUGCCUGUUCCAUGUCAGUGCAUCAUCCCAGUUAUAUCCUCCACUCGGGGAAGUUUAAAUUGAGCUAGGGCAGGGAGGG